Messenger RNA from Penicillium diatomitis, 243 nucleotides. RefSeq lists its product as uncharacterized. NCBI's taxonomy places the organism in Eukaryota, Fungi, Ascomycota, Eurotiomycetes, Eurotiales, Aspergillaceae. Bases 1 to 243 code for a protein of 80 amino acids. The record is from RefSeq and is a predicted model, not a curated record. The transcript is spliced from 2 exons.
AUGUUAAUAUGGCAGCCUCAGGCGAUCAACGGAGAUCCCCCAGACGCGUUCAAAGCCAACGAAAUCAAGGGAUGGGGCCAGCUCCGGAGCCCGGAGCUUGGGCCACCUCCGGAACCGCGGUUUCCCGUCCUGACGCGUGACGCGAGUCGAUCAUCCGAAACGCACACCAAAGCAGACUCGCGCUGUCUUGGCACUGUUACGAAGUUAAUUGAGACAAUGGAAGAGACCAUGUUCUUUCAAUGA